AUGGCGGCCUCGCCCGCCAUCGACCCGGGAGAGUCGCUCGAGGCUCUCUUCAAGCGUGCACGCAUUGCCGACAAGUUUUACCGCAAGUGCGAAGGGAAGCUCGAGGACCUGGGCGUGGGCGAUGCUGGCGACCUCCUCACGGUGGUCGCUGUGAAGGGCAUUGCCUCGCUCGGACUCCACGAGCUUCAGGCGGAGAAGCUCCGCCGGACUCUUCUCGGCCGACGGGGCUGGGAGGACGCAGCUGCUGUUGCGGCAUCCUUUGGCGGCCUGUCGCUGGACGACACCCCUGCUGGGGUGGCGGCUGGCGACCAGGCGGCUAGUGGCGCGGCCAGCGCGCCCGCUCUCGACGGCAUGGCCGUCGAUGGCGGCUACGCGAGCGCCGACGAGGAUGCCGGGCCUGCCUCAGGUGGGCUCGCAGCAGCUUCAGGCUCCAAGAAGGAGCCUGGCUGCUCUCGCAGCGGCGCUCGUACGAGCGCUGCUGCUGAGGGCAGCGAGGGGGCGGACACGGAGGGGUGGAAGGAGCUGGUGAAGGCGGGAAAGAUUCUGCUCUUCGACAGGGAUCGGGCGGUGGGAGCCCACGCGGCGCACACCGCAUGUGUCGCCGGGCUCGGAGCGUCGCUCACGGCUGCCGACGCGUUUCACGCGGCCAGCUCGCACAGCUCGCUCGGCGACGCACCCGAAGCCGCCCGGUGGUACGAGAGAGCGCUUCAUCUGCGACCCAGUUUCGCAGAGGCGCGGCUCAACCUGGCCGCGGUCCUCGCCACGCUGCGGAGGCCGGCCGAGGCGGAGGAGUCGUACCGUGCGGCGCUUGCGAUGCGGACGUGGCCACCGAGCGUGGCGGCGGCGGCGCACAACAACCUCGGCGUGCUGCUGCGCGAGGGCGGCCGCACGAGCGAGGCGACCGCCGCCUUCGCCGCCGCUGUGGCUGCCGACCCCACCCUCGCCACGGCCGAAGCGAACCUGGAGGACGCUCGCGGCGACGCCGACGGCUUCCACGGCCUCGUGCGGCGCGCGAGCCAAGCCUUUCGCGAGGCGUCGGGCGCGGAGCCGAGCAGCGGCGGCGGCGGCGGCUACGACGAGGCGAUAAAGCUCUACACUGAGGCGGUGGCGGUGCGGCGGGGCGCGAGGGGUGCGGCUGCGGUGGUCGGCCUUGGCGCGGCUCUGCACGGCGCGGGAAGGCUGGAGGAGUCGGCUGAGGUGCUGCGCGAAGGAGCACGCCUCUCUCCCGCCACGCCUUCGAUGCUCGAGAACCUCGGCGCGGUGAGCGCGGCGCUGGGGAGGUGGGAGGAGGCGGCGGACGCUUGGAGCGCCGCCCUCGCGCAGCGGCGCUCGACAGGCGCCACCGAGCUGCGCAGCGCCGCAGAGGUGUUCGUGCGCGCGCGAAGGCACGAGGAGGCCUUCAGCGCCUUCGCCGCCGCAGCAGCGCGGCAGCCGACCAACUGGCAGCACCACUACGCGCACGCGCACGCCCUCCUCCUCGCCGCCGCGGAGACGGCGCGCUCCUCCGGCUUCUCCGCCGCCGCCGCUCGGCUCAUCGCCGCGCCGGCGGCGGGCGGCGGGGAAAGUCGGACACCGGCGGCGGCGGCGGCGGCUGCGGCGGCGGCGGAGCGGCUGGAGGCGCGUGCGCUUGAGGCGCUAGCUUGCGCGGGGACGGCUGGCGUGAUUGUGUACAAGCUCGGGCCGGCGGCAGCGGAGCUGACCAACCUGGAGGCGUCGGUCUGGCGGCUCGACCGCUACUUCAACGCCGCCCGCCGCUACCCGGUCGUAGUGUUCCAUGAUGAGCCGCUCGCCCGCGCCGUCGAGGCGAGGGUGCACGGCUUCAACCUCUCGUACCGGCUGAUGAUCCGCUGGAAGGCAGGGCUGCUCUGGGGGAUGCCGCAGCUGCGAGGGUACGAGUUCGUCUGGCUGCUCGACACGGACGCCUUCUUGCUCGCGCCGCUCACCUACGACCCCUUCGCACUCCUCGCCGCCUCCAACGCCUCGUACGGCUACGUCGACGUCAACGUGGAGACGGGCGCCGGCGGGCGCGCCGUCGCCGAGGGGCUCGCCGAGUGCGUCGAGGCCUUCCUGCACGCGAGGCGCGGCGGCGGCGGCGGCGGCGGCGGCGGCGGCGGGGGCGGGGGCGGUGCGGAGCCGACGCUGCUUGACUCGUACCGGCGUGGUCCGGGCGGCGGCUGGGACGGGAGCAAGUUCUACACCAACUUUCAGGUUGCACGGCUCGAGUGGGGGCGAUCGGAGGGGUACCGCGCCCUCUUCGACCACGUCGACCGCGCGGGGGGCAUCUUCUCCCGCCGCUGGGGGGCGGACCCCUUCAUGUUCAUCGCCGCGACGCUGCUGCUGCCGGCGCGCGCGAUACUCCACUUCGACGACGUGUCUUACCUGCACCAGCACCUGGUCAUGAACCUGCCCGCCGCUCCGCCGCCAGACCUGACCCCCACGCCGCCGCGCGACCUCGCCGCGACCUCGCGCGAUCUCGCCGCGACCUCGCGCGAUCUCCCUGCGGCGGAUGAGGCGAGCUCGUCCUGCGGCGCGCUCGGAGGGCCUCCUCCUUCGCGAUCUGCGGUGGGGGUGGAGAGUGAGGCAGAGGGGGAGGAGGCGGCGGCGGCAGAGGAGGCGGGAGAGGCGGCGGGAGAGGCGGCGGAGGAGGAGGAGGAGGAGGAGGCGUGGUGGGAGGGGAGCCGCACGCGCUGCGGCGGCGCGCGCCUGCGCCUGACAGCCUGGAGCUACUCGUCACUGCUCGCUGGCGGCGGCGGCAGCGGCAGCAGCGGCAGCAGCAGCAGCGGCAGCGGUGGCAGUGGUGGUGGCCGCGGUGGUGGCAGUGGUGGCAGUGGUGGCGGCGGCGGUGGCGUCGGUGGCGUCGGUAGCAGUGGUGGCGGCGGCGGUGGCGGCGGAGAUGCCGACACGGCGGAGGUGCUGGAGGCGCUCCACGCACUCGGGGUGGUGCAGUGGAGCGAUGAGGCGGGGGUGCGUGCGCUGCUCGGCACGUCGCGCUCGGGCGCGCCGACCUCGAGUGCCGAGUCGCUCCUCGCCAUCGCAGACAGCCUGGAGGCGGCGCUGGGAACUAGGGGCGCCGCGCGGAGGCGGCGGCGGCACCCCCUGGUGAUGCUCUGUGCCCGCGAGGGGGACGCGGGAUCCUUGGCGGCCGCGCUGGCCGUGCGGCUGCUCGAGCUCGACGCGAUCAACGCGUGCGACGAGGCGUUUGGGUCGCGAGCGUUGCAGGCGACGAGGCCGUUGGCGUUGCCUGGUGUUGCCGCCGCGCGCAGCCCCGCAGCAUAUCGGCAACUCGACAGCGCGGCGUGCAGAACAUCGACGUAG
Messenger RNA from Emiliania huxleyi CCMP1516, 3315 nucleotides. RefSeq lists its product as hypothetical. Gene Ontology annotation, cellular component: membrane; Golgi apparatus. The transcript is spliced from 9 exons. The record is from RefSeq and is a predicted model, not a curated record. Bases 1 to 3315 code for a protein of 1104 amino acids. Gene Ontology annotation, molecular function: protein binding; alpha-1,2-mannosyltransferase activity. Lineage: Eukaryota; Haptophyta; Isochrysidales; Noelaerhabdaceae. Gene Ontology annotation, biological process: cell wall mannoprotein biosynthetic process; protein N-linked glycosylation.